Diaporthe amygdali is the source of this 861-nucleotide messenger RNA. Its product is annotated as dash subunit. NCBI's taxonomy places the organism in Eukaryota, Fungi, Ascomycota, Sordariomycetes, Diaporthales, Diaporthaceae. Gene Ontology annotation, biological process: attachment of spindle microtubules to kinetochore. The transcript is spliced from 3 exons. Gene Ontology annotation, cellular component: DASH complex; spindle microtubule. The coding region runs from base 1 to 861 and encodes 286 amino acids. The record is from RefSeq and is a predicted model, not a curated record.
AUGCUCAACACCUUCCCGAAUACAGUGCCGCCCGACUUCAACUGGUCUGAACCAGGCAUCAUGACGCUCCUCGCCGCGCACCUCGAGCAGAUCUCCGUGUCGUGUCAAGGCAUUGACAGUCUUCCCUUUCCUCCACCGAGAAUAUUCACCAACGCCCUGCUCUCCAACCACGACAUCACCUCCCUGAUCCGCGACACUGAGACUCAUGAACGCGCUCUGUUUUCUGUGCCCCCACCUCCACCUCCAGCCACAAAACCAGAGCCCCUGCCCGAGCAGAGCAAGACCUCCCGUCGGCAGACAGUAUUUAACGUCGCCGCGGGCGAGGUCACCACCGGCGCGCCUUCAACGAGAUCCGCGGGCAACCCGCGCCGCAGCACCGCAGUGGCAGCAGUACUGGGUGGCGACCUGCAUGCCAAGAUCACGCGGCGGGGACCAGCUUCGACUCGUGUCGAGGGGGCAGGGGCAGGGGGUGAUGUCGACAUCGAGGUCCUUCUCCAAGGCGCUGAGAAGUUGUGUAAUGUCUACCCGCUGCCGGGCGCGCUGGAGCGGGUGCCAGAGAUGAGACAGAAGUGGGCAAACCAGAGCAAUACGCUAGCCUAUUACGAAUCAAAAGUGGCGGAGCAGGCGCAGAGGUUGGUCAAGAUGAAUAAGAGGCCUGACGACUACGGGGAGGAGGUGGAUGAGGAUGUGGAUGAGGAGGACGAAGGUGCUGUGAAUAACGGCAUAAUGGAUAGUCUGAUGACUGAGGAAGAUCUCAGAAGGGAGGAGGAGGAGGUCAGGGAGCUGGACAAAAAGAAGAAGGAGCUUCAAGAGAGACUGCGAGCCAUGGAUAAGGACCUAGGCGGACUGCUCAAUAUGUGA